AUGCCAACAGACCCGUCCAUACGGGCUCUCGUCCUCGUGGUCGCCUCGGCCUCUCUGGUCGCGGUGGCCCGAGGGGCGUACCCGCUGACGACCGACUCCAACUGCCACUGCUUCAAGACCAACGCCACGGCGUCCCACUACUUCGCGCACCACCAGUUCUUCGACUUCCGGUCGCUCUGGCAGGACUUCAAGGUGCCCAAGCCGAUCGACGACUUCAACGCCAGCGCGCAGGCAGCGCCGCCGAGCGCCUUCUUCACGCACUCCAAGUUCGCCAACGCCUGGGCCAUCAUGAACUGGGACAACACGGCGCUCAUGGGGCUCAACAACAGCGACGUCAACGACGCGACCGUCAAGAUGGUCAACAGCCCCAACAACGUCUACAUCGACCAGGACUCGGGCCAGACGCACCUGACGCUGCGCACCGUCCGCCACGCCGCCUUUCAGUCGGCCGCCGAGAUCGAGUCGACCAGCACGGGCUACCACUUCCUCUCAGUGCGCAUGCGCGCCCGCACCAAGGGCAGCCCGGGCGCCGUGACCGCCAUGUUCACCUACCGCCCGCCGCCGUCGCCGCAGAAUCAGUCGCUCGUGCAGGAAGCCGACCUGGAGAUCCUGACCCGCGAUCCGCCGGCUUAUGUGCAGUACACCAACCAGCCGGCUUGGAACGCCACCAGCGACAUCCCCGACGCCACGCGCAACGUGACACUCCCCGGAGGCAGGCGCUGGACCGACUGGGCCGACUACCGGAUGGACUGGACCCCGGGCAGCAGCACCUGGUUCGUCAACGGCCAGCAGGUGAGCCGCAUCAACUUCCAGGCGCCGCGCGACCCGGCGCAGGUCAUCUUCAACGCGUGGAGCGACGGCGGCAGCUGGUCGGGCGAGAUGGCCGUCGGGACCGAGGCGUACCUGCAGAUCCGCUGGAUCGAGAUGGUGUACAACAGCACCACCGAUCACGGCGGUGGGAAACAACCUACUCCAAGUACUAGUACCAGUAGUAGUGGGAAGAAAUGCGCCAAUAUGUGCAGCAUCGACGAGACCAGCCAGAUCGGCACCCCCGUGUUGCUCGUGCCGUCCUCCGGAUCGGGAGGCUCGCAGCCGCAGCCCGGCAACAGUUGUGCGUCGGCCAAGUAUGGGCAGUGCGCGGGGAAGAAUUGGAAUGGCUGUCAGAGCUGUGCGGCUGGGUCGACGUGUCGCUAUCAGAAUGAGUAUUACUCGCAGUGUCUUUGA
Molecule: messenger RNA, 1224 nt
Organism: Chaetomium strumarium
Lineage: Eukaryota; Fungi; Ascomycota; Sordariomycetes; Sordariales; Chaetomiaceae
Product: glycoside hydrolase family 16 protein
Exons: 2
Coding region: 1-1224 (407 amino acids)
Biological process (GO): carbohydrate metabolic process
Cellular component (GO): extracellular region
Molecular function (GO): hydrolase activity, hydrolyzing O-glycosyl compounds; cellulose binding
Source: RefSeq, a predicted model, not a curated record